This is a messenger RNA of Acanthopagrus latus (yellowfin seabream), 3236 nucleotides long. It is a transcript of the gene parvg, whose product is annotated as parvin, gamma. NCBI's taxonomy places the organism in Eukaryota, Metazoa, Chordata, Actinopteri, Spariformes, Sparidae. Gene Ontology annotation, cellular component: focal adhesion; actin cytoskeleton; cytoplasm. The record is from RefSeq and is a predicted model, not a curated record. Gene Ontology annotation, biological process: establishment or maintenance of cell polarity; actin cytoskeleton organization; substrate adhesion-dependent cell spreading. The transcript has 13 exons. Bases 2013 to 2978 code for a protein of 321 amino acids. Gene Ontology annotation, molecular function: actin binding.
GUGUAAAGAAGAUAAUUCUAUGGCAUGACGUUUUUUCUAUAGGAACAGAUGUCAUAAAGUCAGAUUCUGGUCUUAAAGCUGACCAAAUAGUCUACAUCUUAAUGCUAAAAUAAGCUAACCAGCAGUUUGCUGUUUCUUCAUAUUUAAUGUGCACACAUGUUUGAGAAUACCAUUAUCUGUAUCCGUAUCUGUACUCAGAGUAGGCAGGGUUUAAACUCCAAGUUGCCUCGGUAGUGUGUAGCUGAAGUGGACGUGGACUAACUGAAAGUUAAGUCAAGCCUAAUAUUAAUGUGUGGAUCAGAAGUUGCUGUAUUUAUUAUUUGUUAGAAAAGUAUUUACAUCAUACCAUCAGACUUCAGCCUCAGAUCAGUCAAAAAAAGAAAAAUCACACUAUUUACAGUAAAAGUUUUUUAUGACUUGAACAACAUUCAGCUACCCAAUGAAUUUUCCUUCAUCACGAAGACGUUAUUGACAAAUUUUACUUGGAUGAUACUACCGGACACUCUGUUCAGGAGAGCUCUGGCUCAUAUUUCAACAUCUAAACUUCUGAAAAUUAAGCGAAUAGCCUCAGCAUAUUUCCCAAAAUGUUUAAUUAUUCCUUUAAGAAACUUGAAAAUGCUCUGUAUUAAGUAUAAUGUAGCCCAGUGUUUGAAAAUGCUUUGUAUAUUCUAUAGCCAUAUAAAGGCUAAAUACUAUAAUCCAUUUUUACAGCUGAAAGAACUGUGAACAGUUCUUGUUUACUCUGAUCUAUGCACACCACUUCUUAAAGCCAUAUUUAAAGCUGAUGCUGUUACCGCCUGCCUUAAGUGCAUUGAGCUCUCGUCAUCCCAGGAGAUCCCAAGUCAGAGCAUCUUCGUAUUGACUGCCCUCUUAGAAGCGUCUCCCAGGUGGGCUGGAGUUCUCCGUGCUCUCCCCUGAAGCGGCUCCGCGGUACCACCUGGAAACCCGCUAAGAUGUACAGUGCAAGACUACUCAUCCAUUUUCGAGCCGGGGCUAAAUUAUUGAGAGAGUGGACGAGUCGAUCUGAACCGCACUCGUGCUGGACGUCUUACCCCUUUGCAGUUUUUUUUUUUUUUUUUUAUCUUGCCAAUCAAGAAAUAAAUGCCUGGAAUCAAACGGAAUGAGAAUUUCAUUUUACUUCUUACUUGUGUGAUAGGUUAGAUUUGCUUUGGCUUUUGAGCGAGAUUGGCUUUGGAACAGCCAAUUCCUGCAAUUUGGGUUUAGCUAAAGGAAUUAUGGGUUUAUUUUAGGCCUUUAUUUUCUUGUCUCUUUCCUUUGUUGCUAUGGUAACCUUCCACAUCCCCCAAAUUGCCCCUUCGUCUGGCUGAUGGGUGGUCCUUUCUCUUUUCUUCAACAAGGCUGGCGCACAUAGCCUACAGAGCCUGUUGUGAGCUUGUUGUGCGGUCCUCCCUAUCUCUGUAUUUUUCUUUUCUUCUGGCGUGUUUGUUGGAGGACCAGACGACGGCAAAUUGAUCCGGCUGCUCACAGAUGGAGAUGUGUUAGUCGAGCUUGAGUGGUUCAGGCCUCUGAGCGUCACGUUUCUCUCUGCCCUCCUGAAGUGUGUCCAAACAAUACCCGAGUGCUCCCCCUGUUUGUGUUUUUCUCUUUGCGGACACGUGCUUAUUAUCAAUCUCUCAAAAGCCGUUUCUGACACAGAACAUAAACGCCCUCAUCUGAAAACAAUGUGUGGAGCCACUAUCGAAAAGAGGAAGUGCCACCUUCAUCUCAGCCACAUCCUCUCGUUUGUGCUUAUCUUCCCUGUCGACCCGGUGACAUGUUAUUUUCCUUUAAAGCAGCGGUUUGAAAUUGAGUGCAGUCAGACCUUUUGCGUUGAUAGAAUUCACAAGAGGCUCUGUUGCGAUCGAGUUCAGCCCUCCACUUCUUAUUUCCCUGUUUUGACAGUUGAUAUCAGCUAAGGAACUCAAUUUCCGCUGACGUCGCCCAAAUCUGUCGAGCCGCUCUAAGAGUGCUGAAGUCGACUCCUCUGCAGGUUUCUUUGACGAGGAGAGGCGAUGGAGGCCGAUAUCUUUGAGUAUCACAAAGAGGAAGACACUGUGGACUUUGAGGCUUUUCAGGGAGGGAAGCAGAAGCUCAUUCAGCCAACAUCUUUGAAGGACCCCAAACUUGAGAAGCUAAAGGAGGCACUGGUUUCUUGGAUCAAUAGAACUUUGAAACAGGAGCACAUAGUGGUUCAGAGUCUGGAGGAGGAUCUGUACGAUGGACUGGUGCUUCAUCAUCUGCUGUCCAGGUUGGGCGGUGUGCUCGUGCCUGCGGAGGAGAUAGCACUGACCAGCUCUGCUCAGAUCCACAAGCUGGAACUGAUCCUGGAGGAGCUGGACAAGAGACUGGGCCCGCAGGACGGCAGCGGGAUCAAGUGGAACGUCAAACUCAUCCACAACAAAGACCUUCUGGCCACUAUUCAUCUGCUGGUUGCCAUGGUGAAAUGUUUCCAGCCCGAACUGGAUUUGCCACCUAAUGUUAAGGUGGACGUUGUAGUCGUGGAAGUCGGCAAAAGUGGAAUCAAAUCAGAUAUAGACACGGAGGUCCUGACGGGGGAAAGAGACGCAGGCUCAGACUCCCCGAGCAAUACUGAACGGGAGGAUCCCAUCGAGCAACUGCUGAAGCUUGAGGCUCACAAGGUCAACACGGUGAAGCAGGCCAUCGUACACUUUGUCAACCAGAACAUGGCGACCUUGGGUCUGCAGGUGGCUGAUGUGGACAAACAGUUUGCUGAUGGUGUGAUUCUGCUGCUGCUGAUUGGACAGCUGGAAGGCUUCUUCAUCCCACUCCAUGACUUCAACCUGACCCCAGUCAGUCCCUCUGAGAUGCUUCACAACGUGACCCUGGCCUUGGACCUCCUCAACGACACAGGCCUCCAGGUGUCCAGCGUCGAUCCACAAGAUAUCGUCUCUCAGGACGUCGCUGCCACCCUGAAGGUCCUGUACGCCCUGUUCAAGAAGCACAAAGUCAACAAAUGAGAGCGGUGGAGAGGGACUCUGCAACCAGACUCAGUCUAGUUUUGAAAUCACUUUUGAAAACGCACUUGUCACAGAAUUACUUGUUGGUGAUUUAAUUUGCUAUAUGACAUUCAGUUAAACUUUUUUCAUGUUUUAAGUGUAAAGUUUUUAUGUCUUUAAACUUGGUUUAUUGCCUUUGUGUUUUAUUUGGUUCUGUAAAGAACUUUGUAACUGUGUUUUGAAAGUUUCUCUAUUAAUAAAAUGUACUAAUUAUAAUUA